CUGUUCCAGCUGCAGUACAAAUCCUGGUUUUCCUUCUCAGUCCUAUUACCCUGCUCUGCUCUCUCUACCACUCUACGCUCGAAGACGACACACAGACACACACACUUUGAGUAUCAUCACACAGCAACACACACACGCACGCACGCACACCUCUCCUGGAGCUCCUGCUGAACCAGAGGAGGAGGAAAGAGGCUGGAAGAAUUUUGGCCUAAAGUCCUGCAGCCGCCUUCGAACUGCUGGGAUGAGGUGGUGGCUGGUGGUGGCCAGUCUGUGGCUGCUGGUGGCCCUGACCAUCCCUGAUACUCAGGCCAGGAAUCGACCACGCAACCAGAACGGCGAGAUUCGCAGAGGGAGGAGGAGGAAGGAUGGACAGGGUUAUGGCCGAGCCAGAGCAGGGCGCACUAGACCUUUGAAGAUCAGACUGGUUCCUGGACCCAGCAUCCCAGUGCAGCCCGCAGAAAACCAAGGAAACGCUCUGCUCCUAAAACCCUACAAGAACCUCCAAGAACAGCACGGCAUCUACAACGUCAUCCCAGGUAAGCAGGGCCAGUGUGUGUACCAGGGUAUGACCAUGUUCGACCAGGCUGUCUGGUCCCCAAAGCCAUGUGUGACUUGUCUGUGUACCGGAGGACGGGUGGUUUGUGACGAGAUCACCUGUCCCAAAAUACACUGCCAUUUCCCCUUCACCCCUGUGGGGGGGUGCUGCCCUGUCUGCACGAAGCCAGAAACCGACCUCAGCCUUGACCUUUCUGGUGAUUCCCCAGUUUCCAAUGACCCCAGUGAUGUUGUGACUCCGCUGACCCCAGAGGAGAUUCAGCGUAUCCUCUGGAGGGAGGCAGAGCAGCACCGUGAGGAAGAAGAGCGUGUGAGGAAGAAGGAAGAAGCUAGAAGAGAGAGAAGGAAGCAAAGGAAGGAGCAGGAGGAGAGACAGAGAAAGAUAAUUGAGAAGAGGAGAAGGCAGGAGGAGGAGGCACUGAGGCUGCAGGAAGAAAAAGAGCUGGAAGAGUGGAGGAGACAGAGAGAGGAGGAGCAAAAGAGGAGGCAGGAGGAAGAGGAAGACAGGAUGCGGAAGGAGGAAGCAGAGAGAGAAGCAAGAGAGAGGGAAAGGAAGUUUGAGGAGGAGAGGAGGAGGCAGGAGGAGAGUCUGAGGGAAGAACUCCUGGAUCUGGUCGAGGAGGAGAAGGAAUGGCAGGAGGAGAGGAAGGAGAAGCUGAGGGAAGAACUCUUGGAUCUGGUCGAGGAGGAGAAGGAGUGGCAGGAGGAGAGGGAGGAGACGCUGAGGGAAGAACUCUUGGAUCUGGUCGAGGAGGAGAAGGAGCGGCAGGAGGAGAGGGAGGAGACGCUGAGGGAAGAACUCUUGGAUCUGGUCGAGGAGGAGAAGGAACGGCAGGAGGAGGAAAAGGAGAAGCAAGAGGAGGUGGAGGAGGAGGAGGUGUGGCUGAGGGGAGACGUGUUUCAGAUGCUCCCAAAAGAGCCUGAAGAACCCGAGGAACCAGACCUCCUCCCUGCUCCGAUCCCAAGACCUCCAGCUGCCACAGAGGAGGAAGAGGUGGAAACCAAGGAGGCGGAGGAUAGGGAGGUGGUGGCUGUGAACAGAGGAGGCCUCCCUCCAGGCUGUGACAUCUCUGAUGUUACUGCCACAUGUGAGAAUGCCAAACUCACCCACUUCCCUCCUCUGGCCAUUCCUGAGCUCAAAUCUCUCAGUCUGGAGGGCAACAGCAUCAGCAGCAUCCCGGCAGAAGCCUUUAAUGGAAUUCCUAACCUGGAGUGGAUCAACCUGAAGAAAAACAAACUCACCUCUGCUGGCAUUGAUGCUAAAGCCUUCAAAGUGCUGAAGAAACUAACGCGUCUAUAUUUGGAUGGGAACCUUUUAGAAGUUGUGCCCUCUGACCUUCCCCCGACCCUGCAGGAGCUGAAGAUCAACGAGAACAGACUGAAAGGGAUCGAUGAAAACAGUUUCCAAGAUUUGAGGAGCCUGGUGACUCUGGAGCUGGAAGGGAAUCUGCUGAGUGAGGGGAAUGUAGAUCCUCUGGCCUUCACCCCCCUAAUCCAGCUCUCCUACCUCAGGCUGGGGAGAAACCAUUUCCGUACUAUACCACAAGGCCUUCCCAAGUCAUUGCUGGAACUCUAUCUGGAGAACAACCUGAUUGAAGAAAUCUCAGAGACAGUUUUUAAUCAGACCAGCAAUCUGAACAUAGUUUCUUUAAGACACAACAAGCUGGAUGAAACCAGGAUUGCCCCGCUGGCCUGGAUCAACCACAGAAACCUGGAGUCCAUUGACCUUUCAUAUAAUGACCUUUACCUGGUUCCUUCAUAUCUACCAAGAUCUCUGGUUCACUUGGUGCUGGUGGGAAACAAUAUUGAGAGGAUACCUGGUUACGUCUUUGCCCACAUGGACCCUGGUUUAGAGUAUCUCUACCUCUCCUACAACAAACUGGACGGAGAGGGGACUGAACCAGAGUCCUUCUUUGGAACCUACCACUCCAUGGUCGAAAUGUGUCUGGACCACAACCAGCUGGUUGUUGUGCCAUCUGGCAUCAAUGAAAUGACCAACUUACACUUCCUCAGACUUGACAAUAACAGGAUCAGGAAUAUCCCUGACGAAGGCAUCUGUGACCUAAACCACAGUGAGGAGUCGACGCUGGUGGCUGUGAGGCUGGAAAACAACUACAUCAACCCCCAGAAGAUCUCACCAAUAGCCUUUUCCUGUGUACAAUCUGCAUCAAGUGUGGUCUUAAAACCCCAGAAAACCAAGUGACCAGAGAAUAAACAAAACCAAACACUAAGAGACACUUGCUUAAACCCAAAAUAUGAGAUUGUAAAUGUAAUUUUGGACUUUAAUCUGCCAAGAGAAGUCAGAAUCCAAGUUCCUUUCACUAUUUUUCUCUGCUGUGUUACUAAUAUCCAAAAUAAAAAUAAAUCUUAAACAAUUACUAGAAAACGUGCAGGUCUCAUGUUAAAAUCUGAAAUACAGAUUAAACAUCAAACACAGUUACUGCUGAUGUAGAUUGCCUUAAGGUAAGGUGCUGUUGGUCUAAACUCCUAUGAACAAUAUUUUCUACAACUUUAGACCAAACACAAGGUUUGGUAAGUUGUCCUGUGGUGUCCCUGGCCAAUCUUAAGGUGAGAGAACUAAUCUAGACUUCAAAAUCAAACACAUCUGUCUGCUCUUCUUCUUUUCGCCAGUCUCUUUAGGGUCACCACAGCGGAUCGCUGUCUAAAAGGGAAAGAAUUCCUGUAUCAUACACAGUAAAAUGAAAACGCUAAUAAAGAAAUGGAAAGAAUUCUGUGACCGCAAGCACAGCGCAUUAUCUUUAACAACCUCAGCACCUUCAUGUUCCAUUUCUCAGCGGCACUUCUUCCAGUGCCUGUUUUCACAAAAAUUCUGACAUGAGUAGGACUGUGAGCAGUGAGCUCACACGUGACACAUCCUUUAAGAGCUUUGUGUAAAUAUCGUGCCUGCUUAUUUCCUCAGUUAUCUUCAUUAUCUUGCUAAAGUGAGUGGACCGAGACAGGGCAGUGACUUCCUCGAGUUCAGUUAAGCCAGAUUUAUGCUUGAUGCAAGAAUUAAAUGGGAGUCUUGCUGUAGUGCAUCUGUUAUGAUUUACAAUUCAACAUCAUGUAAGAAGAUGAAUGUAUCAUGUGAUCAAACCAUAUGGUGCUUCAGUUAUAUUCUGCACAGCAAUGGUAUCAAUUCACUUUGUGGUUAAAGAAAAAAAAUCACGAUGGGACCCUUACAAAGUUAUCUGACUGUAGCUGCAUCCAGGUUAUCUUCUAUUUCUAUUUUCCUCUGUACAGUAUGCAUCUUUACAUGGUUUUAUUCACUGCCAAGUGGGAGCAGAGUACACUAAAGAGUUUAAGGAGAGCAUAUGGCCAAAUAUUUUUUAGCUUAAGGCUGCUGCAUGAAAAUGUCUUCUAGUAUUUUACUCACUAUAAAUUUGUAUUUCAGUGUUUUCUUUUAAUUGAAUCUUCUGUCUUCUCGAACACAGAAACACAAAAGUCUCCAAGAUCAUUUAAACUACUUUUCUGUGCAUCAGCUGUUGACCUGUGUACACUGUAGCAUGAGCUAUUAACACUGUGUAUAAACAUCUGUAAACAGGAUCCACAUGGAUGAAAGGCUCUUUCUACCUAAAGGUUUUAACUUUGCUUUGAAAAACUCUAACUUGAGGUCGAAAAUGCUCAACAGUUUGAAACUUUAGUUACAGUUAAAAAAUGUUUUUUUUUUAAAUUAACAAUUUCAGAAAUAUUUGAUUAUGUCCUUUCAUUUCCUCUAAGCUGCCCAACAUGCUUAAAUUGUAAGAAAUUGGUGAGUCAACUUCAUGUUUUACAGUUUAACACAAUGCUAUUAUGCACAAUUACAAUAAACUUUAUUACAUUCCCAUUA
Archocentrus centrarchus (flier cichlid) is the source of this 4384-nucleotide messenger RNA. RefSeq names its product extracellular matrix protein 2, female organ and adipocyte specific (gene ecm2). Gene Ontology annotation, cellular component: extracellular matrix. The coding region runs from base 242 to 2758 and encodes 838 amino acids. The transcript is spliced from 12 exons. Gene Ontology annotation, molecular function: collagen V binding; heparin binding; protein binding. NCBI's taxonomy places the organism in Eukaryota, Metazoa, Chordata, Actinopteri, Cichliformes, Cichlidae. Gene Ontology annotation, biological process: extracellular matrix organization; positive regulation of cell-substrate adhesion. The record is from RefSeq and is a predicted model, not a curated record.